This is a messenger RNA of Boleophthalmus pectinirostris (great blue-spotted mudskipper), 3094 nucleotides long. RefSeq names its product ribitol xylosyltransferase 1 (gene rxylt1). The coding region runs from base 64 to 1392 and encodes 442 amino acids. Lineage: Eukaryota; Metazoa; Chordata; Actinopteri; Gobiiformes; Gobiidae. Gene Ontology annotation, molecular function: ribitol beta-1,4-xylosyltransferase activity. Gene Ontology annotation, biological process: protein O-linked glycosylation via mannose. Gene Ontology annotation, cellular component: Golgi apparatus. The transcript has 6 exons. The record is from RefSeq and is a predicted model, not a curated record.
UCCUUAUGACAGAAAUGAAGGCGAGCUGCAAAAUGGUAACCUGAGAUUUAAAUAUAAAACAACAUGAAAAUACCAAAAAGAAAACUUUUUCUUCUUAUCAUUUUUGCUUAUGUAGCAUUUUCACUUUAUGCUGCAUACAACGUGUUCUUUAGUACCAAAGCAAUAUCCCGUGUUCACCGAGUGGUAAACAAAGACAACGCACCGCUCGAUGGCGUUAGAGAUGGGGGAGCGGCCCCGGUCAUUGCGGAUGAGUGGAAUCCGUGGGAGAAUGAACAGGUGGACUACAACUCAGCUCUGAACAAAAAGAGAGAGGCCUUCAAACAAUAUCUGGACAAAAACAAGAUCAACAAAAAUAAACCUAAGAGACACAAGGUGCAAAUCUGGGGGAAAGCUGCUAUAGGACUUUACCUUUGGGAGCAUAUUUUAGAAGGACCGCUCAACCCUACAGACAAAAUAGCUCAAUGGAGAGAAGGGGAACUGCAGUGUGGAAAAGUGGAUUACAGUUUCUACACUGGACCUGCUGUAGUCCAGGGUCACGUCCCGUUGGAUAUGAACAGCGUGGUUUUGGUUCUGAACGGCCGUGAACAACAAAAAGUCUCGUACUCCACACGGUGGUUAGAGCACGUCCAGGCUCUGGUCCACUCCCGCACUGUGUCUCAUGCAGCUGUGGUCCUGCUGGGGAACGAGCAGUGCAACAAUGACUGGAUAGCCCCGUAUUUGAAGAGAAAUGGAGGCUUCAUCGAUCUCCUGUUUGUGGUGUAUGACAGCCCCUGGGUGAACGACAAGGACGUCUUCCAGUGGCCCCUUGGUGUUGCAACAUACAGGCAAUUUCCUUUGGUUAGACCGAACGCCCAGCUGAUCACUUCAAACAGACCGUACAGCUGCAAUUUCUUAGGAACUGUUUACAAAAAUUCCUCCAGAGAAACCCUUCUGCAGGUUCUGUCUGAGUCUGGCUUGGACAAAGAAUGCAUUACCUCUGCCCGUGAAAAGUGGCUCCCUCAGGAAACUUCAGACAGUCUGCGGCGGUACCAGACGGCGCUUGCCCAAAGUGAGCUCACCCUCUGCCCGGUAGGAUUCAAUACUGAGUGCUACCGUAUCUACGAGGCCUGCUCUUACGGCUCGGUGCCAGUGGUAGAAGACGUCCAGACCCCAGGGACAUGUGCGGCCGGGUCCACCUCUCCCCUGCGUCUCCUCAAAGCUGCCGGGGCUCCAUUUAUAUUCAUCAGCGACUGGAAGGAGCUGCCCGCCAUCUUGGAACGGGAGAGAGGGAUGAGUCAGGAGCAGAAGGUGGAUCGCAGGAGGAGGCUGCUGGAGUGGUACGCCAGCUUUCGUCAGCAGAUGAAAGAAAGGUUCACGGAGGUCAUAGAGGACACUUUCUUUAAAAACGCCUGACGUCUUUAGUUUUCAGUAUUAUUAUAGAGUCUUAAAGGUGAUUUCUGUAAGUUUUCUUGGUGGAGGGUCUGUUGGUUUGUCUGGAAUGUUUCACAGUAUGGCAUUAAACCUUUCUAUCUUCGUGGAGACCAAACCAGACCAAGUUACAGGUCAGAUCAGUCAGAAUGCCUGUUUUUCUAGUUUUUUGUUUUUUUGUUGUUGUUUUUUUAAUGUAAGAUAGAGCUGUUUAAUGCCAUACUGUGGAACUUUGCAGGCAGAUCAAUCACAUCUCCACAGAAACAAGGAGGUGACAGACCCCCAACCAAAAAGUUACACGAUGUACUUUUAAUCUGUGCUAAGUGGAGAUCUGUGACUAUUUUUUUGGUCUUAGUAGUGUGAUGUAUUUUUUAUGAAAUUACAGUUUUAUGUUGUAAAGGUGAUAUUUGGCCUUAGUUUCUGGACUUAAUCAGUUGUUUAGCAGAUGUUUUAUAGAGUGUACUGUUUACAGUGGUGGAAUGUUAAGUUAAACUGCCUUUGCAUUAUUCUGAUUAAUUAACUGCAGCAUAGUUCAAUGAUAAAGAAAUGAUCAAUUACAUGCACCACCAGUCAAAAGUUUGGACUCGCCUUCUCAUUCAGUGUUUAUUUUCUAUUAGGGAUGUAACAGUAACCGUAUAAUAAGAGUAACCGUGAUAUUGUAUCGUCAAAGUUCCCACAAUAAUAUCAUGGACCAUCACAAUAUAUUAAAUUACAAGUCUGUUUGCUUAAAUGAAGAGUUAUGGUGCAACAAUAGCAGCAAAGACAGAGGGAACUACAAAGACCAAGGGUGUCAAACAUUUUAAAUAAGUAAUGUCUUUGUAGUCUAUCUGUAGCUGGCGGGCAGCUCUAAUACAUAUUUGAUAUGAUCUCGCUAGCCAAAUAUAAUUAUAUCGCCGGCCAAAUUUGGCCCCCGGGCCUGAGUUUGACAUGUCUGACAUAGACCAUGAUCUUUUGCUUCAUUUCAGUGUAGAUUAUAAGAAGAAAUAACAGUUCUAAGCACUGUUAAGUCUUAGUUCUUUGGAUUAUGUUUUGUCAAGGCAUUUUAAGAGGAAAAAGUAGAAUAUUAACAGUUUUGUUCAUAGUCUCCACAAAAUAUCACAAUAAAUAUCGUACCAUGAGAUGUAUAUUGUGAAAAUAUCGUACCGAGAGAUUUGGAUUUUGUUCUUAUUUUGUUAUUUAUUUAUUGUACAAUGAGGUUCAUACCUUGACAAUAUCGUAUCGUGAGACUUGGAUAUCGUUACACCCCUAUUUUCUAUGUUUACUACUUUUGACAUUUUAUAUACAAACAAAAAACAUCAAAUGUAGGUAAUGAUGUAGCAAAGAAAUACAAAGUUUAAAAAAAAAAAAUCCUCAAAUUAGCCACUUUAUCAAAGAUGAGAAGGUGAGUCCAAACUUUUGACUUUUUUGGUAUUGUACAUUAGAGAAUUAUUGUGGCUCUGCGUUUAAAAAACAUUAUUUAUGUGUUAUAUAUUUGUGGUUUCAUGCCAUAAAGAACCAUUUACAUAUUCUACAUUUAUUAUAACCACUGGAGUCUGGGCUUAUUUUAGUAUGUCAGAAAACUUUCAAUGUUCUGUAUUUUGGUAUUUUUCUAAACCAAGUUGGAUAUGAAAAAGUGUACUGGAUCCUCUGAGUGUAAAACUUGGUGAGGUGUUUCUCCCUUUUCAGGUAUAAUACAACCAGAUCUACA